AUGGGGAGGAAAUGGCAGCCUGAUAUGGGCUCCCGGAACCCGGGAACAGCCUCCAUCCUGGACACAGGCCCUUAUCACAUCCUUCCACAACUUGCCCUGAGCCCUCCUUUUGGCUCUGUUCUCGCCUGCUCUCCUUCUACCUUGGGGAGAUCGGGGGUGGACUCCAACCACCACUCACUUCCAAGCUUUAAAAACCUCUCCAGCUGCCCACCUCAUUUCCCCUUCACAGCUGCAUUCUUAGAAUUGCCUACUUUUAACCCUGGCCUUCCUCUCCCUCCUCACCCUCCUCUAGGCUGUUUCCCACCUGCCCCCUACUCCAUGGACUCAGUUCUUGCCAUGUGCCUCUGA
Messenger RNA from Rangifer tarandus platyrhynchus (Svalbard reindeer), 348 nucleotides. The record is from the annotation of a GenBank genome assembly. Lineage: Eukaryota; Metazoa; Chordata; Mammalia; Artiodactyla; Cervidae.